Molecule: messenger RNA, 1019 nt
Organism: Morone saxatilis (striped sea-bass)
Lineage: Eukaryota; Metazoa; Chordata; Actinopteri; Moronidae
Product: receptor-type tyrosine-protein phosphatase mu
Exons: 3
Coding region: 195-530 (111 amino acids)
Biological process (GO): protein dephosphorylation
Molecular function (GO): protein tyrosine phosphatase activity
Source: RefSeq, a predicted model, not a curated record
CCUCUCUGUUCCACCUCCUAUCCUUAUCUCCAUCCUGUUGUUUCAGGCCUCCCUUUCCUUCCUGUCUUAUUCAGGGUGUGUUUGAUUUUCACCUCCUUCCCAGGCGUUAGCUGGCAGAGCUGAGGUGAGGUUAGGGUGAGCUUGUUUUGACCACCCUGCCCUCCCUGUGUCCACAGCCGCAGGACGGGUACCGCAUGGUGCAGCAGUUCCAGUUCCUGGGCUGGCCGAUGUACCGGGACACGCCCGUCUCCAAGCGCUCCUUCCUGAAACUGGUUCACCAGGUGGACAAAUGGCAGGAGGAGUACGACGGAGGGGAGGGCCGCACGGUGGUCCACUGCCUUAACGGAGGAGGUCGCAGUGGGGUGUUCUGCAGUAUCAGUAUUGUGUGUGAGAUGUUGAGACAGCAGCGCUGCGUUGACGUCUUUCACGCUGUUAAAACUCUGAGGAACAACAAACCCAACAUGGUGGAUCUGCUGGAGCAGUAUAAGUUCUGUUAUGAAGUGGCUCUGGAGUAUCUCAACUCUGCUUAACAACAGAGGCUCCUUCGUCCUCUUCUUCCUCCCUCAGUGAUAAUACUGCACAGUGUGACAGGAGGAGGUGGAGGUCGACUACUGACUGAGGCUGAGGAGGAAGAGGAGGAGUGGUGGAGGUGAAGGGGGAAGAGGAGGAUGUUUUGCACUGCCUUGUUGGACACACUGAACUGUCACCAUGAACACAAACACAGGUUUCUGUUUCUGCGUCAGAGUGGAGCAUCCCAUCUAGCUCCCACGAUCCACCUGAACUUCCUGUUCAACAACCAAUCAGAACACACAGAGGAUCCACUGGGCUGAUGGGAUAUGAAGUCUGGACCACGUCCAAAAAGUCAAAUGCAUCAAAUUAAACAGUCAAUUCUCAGGUUGAGUUCAGAUUUUCACUCCUCACAUCUGAUUGGUCGAAGCGCAGCAUGACAUCACAGCUCAGCACCGUCGACAGGUUUAAAUGAGUGCUAAUUAAUCUAGUUGAUCAAUAUCACUGACUGU